Molecule: messenger RNA, 1710 nt
Organism: Verticillium dahliae VdLs.17
Lineage: Eukaryota; Fungi; Ascomycota; Sordariomycetes; Glomerellales; Plectosphaerellaceae
Product: peptidyl-prolyl cis-trans isomerase cyp8
Exons: 1
Coding region: 1-1710 (569 amino acids)
Biological process (GO): protein peptidyl-prolyl isomerization; protein folding; protein polyubiquitination
Cellular component (GO): catalytic step 2 spliceosome
Molecular function (GO): ubiquitin-ubiquitin ligase activity; peptidyl-prolyl cis-trans isomerase activity
Source: RefSeq, a predicted model, not a curated record
AUGGGCAAAGGCACCGACAAACUUUACAUCACCCACAGCGAGUGGUCCAGCGGCGACAACUACUCGGCUUCCGCCGGCGCCAAGUCGCGCUCCGGUGGUGCUUCCUUUCGCCGACUGCCUUUCAAUUUCUGCGCCGCCAGCCUCCAGCCCUUCAAGAACCCCGUGUGCACCAGGAGCGGCACCAUAUUCGACGUGGAGGUCAUCGACUCGUGGCUACAGAAACACAAGACAAACCCCGUGGAUGGCGAGCCGCUGAGCGCCAAGGACCUCAUCAAGCUCAACUUUGCUCGCAACGCCGAGACCGACUCGCGCACGCCUGGAUUCAGCGACGGCCGCGGCGAUCUCAUCGAUCCUGUCUCGUACAAAGUCUUCACCGACAAUACACACAUCGUUGCCAUUCGUCAUGGCGCCUACGCCAAUGUCUUUGCGUGGGAUACGGUGCAGAAGAUGAACAUCAAGGCGAAGAACUGGAAGGAUCUUGUGGACGACGAGGACUUCACUCGCGCCGACAUCAUCACGCUUCAAGACCCACAAAACGCCGCGAGCCGCGACCUUAGCCAAUUCAAAUAUCUGAACGACGGCCAAGAGGCUCUCUUGACUAAGGAGCAGGAGGAGGAGCGCAAGAACGGCAACGUCAACGUCGAUGCUCUAGGCCGUAUCGGCGACAAGGUUCUCAGGGCGAAACUGGCCGUGGAAAAAGCCCGCAAGGAACGCGAGGCCGGUGGCGAUGUGAACCGGACGGCGGCCGGCGGUGCCCUGGUCAAAUCUGCGGCCGUCGCGCCGAGGACGUCGAUGAUCAACGACAAGAAGCAGGCUCCGAACGCUGCCGUCUACACCACAGGACGUGCCGCCGCCAGUUUCACCAGCACGGGACUGACUCCGGAGACGAGCGGCGAGCGCGCACUCAUAUCGGACGAGGAAUACAUGCUCAAGCCGAAGCGUAUCAAGACUUCGGGCUACGUUCGUAUCGAAACAAACCUUGGCGAGCUCAAUAUUGAGCUGUUCCCAGAAUUCGCUCCUCGUGCUGUAUGGAACUUUAUCAAGCUCGCUCAGAAGGGCUACUACAACGGAGUAGCAUUCCACCGCAACAUCCGCAACUUUAUGAUUCAGGGCGGAGACCCCACAGGGACGGGCAAAGGUGGCACAAGCAUCUGGGGCAAGAACUUUCCGGACGAAUUCGAGGGCCCUCUGACACACGAAGCGCGCGGCUUGCUGAGCAUGGCCAACAAGGGCAAGAACACGAACUCGAGUCAGUUCUUCAUUCUUUACCGCGCUGCUAAGCAUUUGGACCGCAAGCACACUAUCUUCGGCAAGGUCGUCGGAGGACUGGAUGUCCUCUCCAAGAUUGAGAAUGUGGCUACAGAUAGCUCCGACCGUCCUAUCGACGACAUUGUCAUGAAGAACGUCGUGGUUUAUGUGGAUCCCUUUGAUGAAUUCCAGAAGCAAAAGCUCGAGCGCGAAAAGGCCGACAAGGCCAAGGAGGCCAUCAAGCUAAGUGGUGGCACGGAAGACGACCGUACCACGUGGACGGGCAAGAGACUCCGCGCGGAUGGCACUUCUGCCGGCGAAACCAUUGGAGGCGGCGUAGGGAAGUAUUUGUCCUCACAACAGCCCAGCGAGGAAGUGGUAGGGGACAACCUGGACACAUGGAACGAGCCGCCGAAGAAGAAGGCAAAGAGUGGCGGCUUUGGCAAUUUCGAUAAUUGGUGA